Felis catus (domestic cat) is the source of this 1514-nucleotide messenger RNA. RefSeq names its product canopy FGF signaling regulator 3 (gene CNPY3). The transcript is spliced from 7 exons. Bases 157 to 1080 code for a protein of 307 amino acids. Gene Ontology annotation, molecular function: signaling receptor binding. NCBI's taxonomy places the organism in Eukaryota, Metazoa, Chordata, Mammalia, Carnivora, Felidae. Gene Ontology annotation, cellular component: endomembrane system. The record is from RefSeq and is a predicted model, not a curated record.
CGAGGCAGCCAGAGGAGGGAGCGGGCCGGGGGCUCCCUGUUGCCCUGGUUACGCCGAGGCACGUGUGCAGUCCCGGAAGCGGCUCCGGGAAGCUGCCCAGCGCGCGCAGUCGGAGGAAGCGCAGCCCGGUCCGCUGGGUUCGGGUCCGGCUGGGCCAUGGAGCCGUUGCCUGAGCCCGCGCCCCGGCCCGGACCCCGCUGUCUUCUGCUUCUCUCCCUGCUACUGUUGCUGCUGCUGCUACUGCCGGCCCCGGAGCUGGGCCCGAGCCAGGCGCAAGCCGAGGAGACCGACUGGGUUCGACUCCCCAGCAAAUGCGAAGUGUGUAAAUACGUUGCCGUGGAGCUGAAAUCAGCUUUUGAGGAAACCGGCAAGACCAAGGAGGUGAUCGACACAGGCUAUGGCAUCCUGGAUCGGAAGGCUUCCGGAGUCAAAUACACCAAGUCCAUUUCAGAGCCCCCAGACCAGAUGACCUAUCUUCCUUCCAGCUCUGACUUCCCUUUGCCCCUCUCGUGCUGCUGUCUCUGCAGGGACUUACGGUUAAUCGAAGUCACUGAGACCAUUUGCAAGAGGCUCCUGGACUAUAGCCUGCACAAGGAGAGGACCGGCAGCAACCGGUUUGCCAAGGGCAUGUCUGAGACCUUUGAGACACUGCACAACCUGGUCCACAAAGGGGUCAAGGUGGUGAUGGAUAUCCCCUAUGAGCUGUGGAAUGAGACCUCUGCAGAGGUGGCUGACCUUAAGAAGCAGUGCGACGUGUUGGUGGAAGAGUUUGAGGAGGUGAUCGAGGACUGGUACAGGAACCACCAGGAGGAAGACCUGACUCAGUUCCUCUGCGCCAACCACGUGCUGAAGGGCAAGGACACCAGUUGCCUCGCAGAACAGUGGUCCGGCAAGAAGGGGGACACAGCCGCCCUGGGAGGGAAGAAGUCUAAAAAGAAGAGCGGCAAGGUCAAGGCCUCGGGCAGCGGCAGCAGACAGAGGAAGGAGCUAGGUGGCCUUGAAGAAGACCCCAGCCCCGAUGAGGAUGAGGGCAUCCAGAAGGCAUCCCCCCUUACACACAGCCCCCCAGAUGAGCUUUGAGCCUAACCCACUGCCCCCUGUAUCGUGACCCCUGACCUGGAAGCUGAAGAAUCUGGGGCACAGCUCUGGCAGGCAGAUGGCUGUCCCUCUCCAAGUCCUCCCUGCCGUGCCGGCUUCCUGCCGGGAAAGACACAGGGCCAGGGAAGAGCUCAGAUCAGCUGCUCAGGUCAGCCUACCGACCUCCUCCCUCUGCCAAGCGGCUGUCCUGACCCAGGCUUCAGGCAGGCCAUGCGAUUUCACGCCUGCCAAGGACUCCAGUAUGAACUCCGGAGGGGCAGGUGUGGAGAGGGCACCCAGCCUUCACCUCCCUCACUCCUUCCCAGCAGGGAAGCAAGACUACAGGCCUCCCCACCCCUGCUUAUCCCCUCCUGUGGACACCUUGCACUCUGCCCGGCCCUCCCCAGGGCUCACAGAGUAAAAACCUUUUGGCCUUU